GCCAACUACCAAAAAUCAUCAACAAAUCAAGAUGACGAAACAGUGAAAAACUUCUCUGUGACUCAUGGAGCUCAAAAGGCUUGGCUUCUCUCUGCAACCAAUUCCUAGAAGUAGGGUAUCGGAAACUGGUUUUUCAUUACUAUGGAAAUGUCAUCCGAAUAUCACAUACGGGCGAGGGCGACGACGAUGUCAACAACGGAGUCUGGCCCUCGGAGUUCGCUUAUCCUUUAUGGGACCCUCGGCUACUGCGAGUGCUCCUAAAGCGCUGGAGCAGCCAGGAGGGAGGAUGGUGACGGAACUGGUCCGAGCAUUCAACGAGCUGACAGAGAGGAUUAACGUGAUCUCGACCAGCUCCUCACGUUUACUCUUCAAUUCUCUCAAGCUCUCCAUCCCUGUGUUGCAGGCAUUGCCUUUUGCUCCCGAUGGACGCUCUCCGCUAUCUAAAGCCCUCUCAGUCGCGCUCAUACUUGCCGAUCUUCAGAUGGACGCAGAAGUUAUUUCAGCUGCCAUACUGAGAGAAGUUCUGGAGGCAAGUGCUAUAUCCAUACGUGAAGUUGGGCAUCAUGUUGGCACUGGUACUGCUCAUCUUUUGCAUGAAAGCUUGCGCUUAAGGGAAAUACCUUCAAAAGUGGAAAUUUUGGAUGAUGAUAGUGCUGCAACAUUGAGGAAGUACUGCCUAACUUACUAUGGCAUUAGGGCUUUGAUUCUAGACCUUGUUCUGAAGCUUGAUGCAAUGAGACAUUUGGAUUACCUCCCAAGAUAUGAACAACAAAGGUUGUCUCUGGAAGUUAUGAAGAUAUAUGCACCCUUAGCUCAUGUUGUUGGUACUGACACCGUAUCACUUGAGCUGGAGGACCUGUCCUUCAGAUACUUGUUUCCUUACUCAUACCUUUAUGUGGAUGCAUGGUUGAGAAGCCAUGAAACAGGAAGUAUACCACUCAUAGAUAUGUACAAGGAGCAGCUGCUCCAAUGUCUAGAAAGCGAUCCUGCAUUAGGGGAAAUGGUGGAUAAGAUUGCAAUCCAAGGUCGGUAUAAAAGCCGUUACAGCACCAUGAAGAAACUUUUGAAGGAUGGUCGCAAGCCAGAAGAAGUAAAUGAUGUUUUAGGGUUGCGAGUUUUAUUGAACCCUAGACCUGGAGAUAACAUGUCAGAGAUGGGUGAGAAAGCAUGUUACAGGGCAAGGGAAAUGAUCCAAUCGCUCUGGAGAGAAAUACCACAAAGGUCAAAAGACUAUAUCGCCAGACCCAAAGCAAAUGGAUAUAAGAGUUUACAUAUGGCAGUUGAUCUUAGUGAGAAUGGCAGGACUAGGCCUCUAAUGGAAAUACAGAUACGCAGCACAGAGAUGGACAUGUUUGCGGCUGGUGGAACUGCAUCCCAUUCAUUGUACAAAGGUGGCCUCACAGAUCCAGAGGAGGCAAAACGGCUCAAGGCCAUUAUGAUGGCUGCAGCUGAGCUUGCAGCAGUGCGUCUUAAAGAUCUCCCUUCCACAAGUCAUAGAGGUCUUGAGAUUGAUCGGAGGAAUCGAAUUUUUCGCCUUCUUGAUAAGAAUGGGGAUGGUAGGAUCAGCAUUGAAGAACUUACAGAAGUGAUGGAAGAGCUAGGAGCCAAGGGAGAGGAUGCCCGGGAGAUGAUGCAGCUUCUUGAUGCAAACAGUGAUGGAUCCCUGAGCUCUGAUGAAUUUGAUUUGUUUCAAAAGCAGGUUGAAGUUAUGCGUGAUUUGGAGGACACAGAUUAUAAGUACAAAAGCCUUUUGGAUGACAAGCUUCAAAUGACUGACAGGUGUAGCUUAAUACAGGUCAAUAACGAAGAGCUUGGCAACAGGCUGUUAGUAAGAUAGGUUAUGUAUGUGUAUAAAGCUUUGUCCCCAGUUGUCAUCAACACUUUGUAUUAACCUUGUAACAACAGGGUGACAAGGGGACUAUUCAGUUUCUAAUCAAAUUUCCUGUUUGUUGGUUAUGUGUGAACUGCAAUAAUCUUUAUAGUUCCAGAAGACAGGCCAGUUAUUCAAAUUGUAUGUUUUAUGCAUUAAUACCAUGUUGUAGGAUGGAACUAUGAGAAUUGUUUUUCCUAUCAGAUUAUAUCAAAUAUAUGGUUAUCUGAGAA
This is a messenger RNA of Macadamia integrifolia, 2103 nucleotides long. Its product is annotated as probable GTP diphosphokinase CRSH, chloroplastic. The record is from RefSeq and is a predicted model, not a curated record. Gene Ontology annotation, biological process: guanosine tetraphosphate metabolic process. Lineage: Eukaryota; Viridiplantae; Streptophyta; Magnoliopsida; Proteales; Proteaceae. Gene Ontology annotation, molecular function: calcium ion binding. The transcript has 4 exons. Bases 65 to 1837 code for a protein of 590 amino acids.